CUUACCGCUAUGGAUGUGGGCAUUGGAAUUUUGGAUCUCAACGAUUACUGCCUUCAGAGGAUACUCCAUUAUGUGGACAUUAAAGGACAAAUAAGCUUUGCCCAAACCUGUGCUAGGUUUCGGGAUGUCUUCCAUGUCUGGUCACGUUGUGAAUACUCCUAUGUUUCGAUUGUUGGCGACGUUGAACCAAGGGAGUUGACCUUGCUCAGUCUGGUGGCCUCGAGUGUCAGAAAGCUGAAUAUAUUCGCUGACGAUCUGGUUAGUUCAUUCAAUGAUAAUUAUACAGACAAAAAGCACCAUAAUGUAGUUUCAAAAUUUUGCAACCUGAUCCGAAGCAUGGACUGCCUGAAGUCCAUCAAGCUAUGGCAGGUGAGUCCACAUCCGAUCGUCAAGCACAUACUGAGGGCAUUAAGAGACUUGCCUCGUCUGAGAAAGCUGUAUUUGUGCAUUCCAAUGCGGAUCACGAUAGACUUGAGUCGGUCUUAUCGGCUGAACUUAUUCUGGACUCCUAGGGAUCUACUGAGACACUGCAGAUCCCUGUGUAACCUGAGGACCCUACAUCUCUCCGAUGAUGUGAGCAGCUCCAAUCUCCGGGAUAUAGUAAAGCAGAUGCCGCAUCUGAAGGAUCUGAGCUUCUAUAUAGAUCGAUCUAAUAAAUGGAGUCUGUUUCUCUGCCAUCAAGAUACCAGAAAUCAUCUGACCAGGAUCUUUGACUUCCUGGCAAGCAAAAGGAGACUGGAAGUUCUCAGGAUCAAGGGAGAAAUAAAUGCUGACAACGAGGCCAAGUCCUUGGCUAACAUAAAAACCCUGAAGUCCCUGGAUUGUAGUUUCGCCAACCCCAACUUUGUGAUUUACCUGACCGAACUCACUUCGCUCAGGAGCCUGCGCAUAACAUCGCUCCAUGGCAUGGAUAUAUCUGCAACAUACCUACAGGUGAUUCGAAGCUGCAAAGAUCUUAAGUUCCUUCGCAUUUUCGAUUACAACAUUAGUCCGAACUUUGUUUCCUUGGCCGGCAAAGUGCUGGAAGAGAUCGAGUCGGAGAACACACUACAUUUAAGAGUCCACGGCCGCCAUAGCUCACAUUCAUUGAAGGAGUUUAAGUCAAAUGCUUUGGACCAUAAAAAUCUUUUAUUUCGUUCAAUAACAGCCACAGAACUUUUAACAUUAAUCUGAAAGGGGUUACAAAUAUUUUUAGAUGUAUAAAGUUAUGAUAGUUUUGUUUUUCAGUAUUAAGCAUUGGCUAGAGUUUUUUUCUUUCAACAUUUAAGAACGUUAUUACUAUUAUUAUAUUAAAUUUCGGAGAAGUCAUAUUUUUAAGUCUAAGCUUACUUAUUUCUAUUAUAUUUAAAAUUGUAAUCAAUUGCCAAAGUUUAGGUUAAGAAACAAAGGACAACUCAAAAAUCUAUAAAUAUAAAUAAA
Drosophila kikkawai is the source of this 1419-nucleotide messenger RNA. RefSeq lists its product as uncharacterized. NCBI's taxonomy places the organism in Eukaryota, Metazoa, Arthropoda, Insecta, Diptera, Drosophilidae. Gene Ontology annotation, molecular function: protein binding. The record is from RefSeq and is a predicted model, not a curated record.